Pogona vitticeps (central bearded dragon) is the source of this 1678-nucleotide messenger RNA. Lineage: Eukaryota; Metazoa; Chordata; Lepidosauria; Squamata; Agamidae. The record is from RefSeq and is a predicted model, not a curated record.
GAUGAUGGCUGGGCCGGACAUGCCAUGCUCCCCCGACAGCCGAAACAUCAGCCCGAGUUCUACGGUUUUGAAUCUCAGCGACACCGACCUCGGAGCGGAGGAUGAAGAGAAAAUCUGUGCCGUGUGCGGAGACCGGGCCACCGGCUACCACUUCCACGCCAUGACCUGUGAAGGCUGCAAGGGCUUCUUCCGGCGGACCGUCCUGAAGGGCACCCAGUUCACCUGCCCUUUCGCCCGCAGCUGCACCAUCACCAAAGCCAAACGCCGGCAGUGCCAGGCCUGUCGGUACCAAAAAUGCCUGGCCGUGGGCAUGAAGAAAGACAUGAUCAUGUCCAAGGAGGCGCUGCGCAUGCGCCGGGAGCUGCGCCGUCAAAAGCAGCACCGAGAGCCGAGCCCUGCGGGGGACUUGCCCAAACCUGGCAGCCUCACGGCGGAUCAGCAAGAAUUGAUCGAGAUCCUCUCCAGAGCGUACAAGAAAAACGUGGACUCCAGCUUCUCCCCGUUGACGUCUUACCAACCCCAGGAACCCCAGAGUCCACAAUCCAUGGCCCCCCGGGAUGUCACCUCUUCCCCCCUCCCUUCUCAAGAUCCGACGGACGGCUACCCGGAGGAAGUCCUGCCCGAUGUUUUCUCCGUGUUGCCGCUGUUUGCCGAUCUCACCUUCAUGAUCCAGCAAGUGGUUCAGUUUGCGAAGGCCGUCCCAUUUUUUCGAGCCUUACCAGUGGAAGAUCAGAUUUCUCUCCUGAAAGGGUCUGCCAUUGAGAUCUGUGGGAUCCAGUUAAACAUGGCCUUCGAUCUGGAAAACAAUGUGUGGGUCUGUGGCCCCCACUGCUAUUCGGUCAAACAUGGCACGCGGGCCGGUUUUCAGCAAACCCACCUGGAGCUGGUGCAGAAGUUUCAUGUCAGCUUACGGAAGCUGAAUUUACACGACACCGAAUAUAUUCUUUUGCAGGCUUUGCUGCUGUUCUCUCCCGACCACGUGACGGUCACACAGCGAGAGGCCAUCGACCAGAUCCAGGAGAGAAUUGCACUCACCCUUAAAAGCUACAUCGACCACUGUCACCCUCCACCCGAAGGCAGGUUCCUCUAUGCCAAACUUCUCCUGCUGCUGACGGAGCUUCGGACCCUGAAAGUGGAGGGCACGCGCCAAAUGCUCCACAUCCAGGAUGCCAACGGCCUGGGGUCCAAGAUGCCUUUGCUUUCCGAAAUUAUCAGCUGAAGGCUGGAAGCUGGAGGGAGUUACAUGGCAGGGUCCGGUUGUUUCCCAUACCUUUUGGGAGAAGCCAUCUCCUGAGACCCGGCCAGUUGCUGGGGAUAAUGGGAGUGGAAAGAACAAUAGACCUGGAAGACGCCCUCCGGCUUAGGUCGAGAUAGGUCACUGGUGGCCCUCCAGACACAGUCACAGAGGCGUCAGGAUCAGCUCCUCCUCGUAAAGCUGAGGAUGCCUUAGCUGGGUGUCAUAAAUCACGCCACCCCCAUUUUUUUCUGACAAUAUGGGCAGCCCUAGAGGACUUCGGGGCAGCCCCUCGCCCCCUCCAAAGUGGCCCAUCUUCGCUCUCCAUAAUGGAUGAUGUUGGAAAUUUGACCCGCUUUGUCCUUUCAGCUACUAAAGCAGGCCUUUUCUUUCCUGCUGUCCCCUCAUAGCACUUUAAUGGCAAAUAAAAAGGAGUACAUGCUA